CAAUAAAAAUCCAACACAUGGUAUGGGCAUGGCUUAUGGGAUUCAGCGUUUGUUUUGUUUUUUAAUUCAUUUUAAACAAAUUGGAGCUAAUUUAUGUGUAAAUAAUGGCAGGCUGUGAUGCUGAAGACGACGACGUGAUCGAAGAGAUUCCGGUGUUUUUGUCGAAAAACCUUCAGGACAAGUUGUACCUUUUCCAGUAUCCAACUAAAACACAAGUUUCCAACUUCGAAAAUGCUGCAGUGGUUAAUUGCUGCGUAAAGCCCAUAAAUAAAGAGGUUAAAGUAGAUUUCGCUCUUGACACCGAGUCACUUUUCUAUGAUCGUUUCAAAGGUGAGCAAAUGGCUUUGGCAGCAGACGGCAAAUCGCAGCCUAAAGGAGAGAGACCUACAUUUAAACGGGGUAUUAUGGACAAGCAGGCCUUUGUAAGUUCUACAUCCUUAGACGAUGUUAGUAAAUAUAUUGUGGGAAUAUAUGCCGACAAGGAAAUACAUUUGUCUCCGUUAACUUCAAUUUUACAAUUGAGACCAUCCUUCUCGUAUUUCGAUAAGGAAGACAAGCGUAACAAAGCGGAACAGAAAGCCCUUAACGAAGAGGAUGACGAUGAAGAAUUACAGCAAGUUACUGUAAAGUUUGCCAGGUCAGGAGGCAAAAAGGUAAAAGAACGUCAAGGCUACGAUAGUUUUAUGAAAAAGAGUGUCGAUGAACCGUGGUGCGAAACUUAUUGGCAUUCAAGAACGUCACCAACAGCAGAGUUGGAGCGUCAAAAAAUGUUCGCAACAAACAGACAGAGCAGUCAUUCUUUAGGACUGGAAACACAAAAGUAUGUUGAAAAACUUCUGCCUGCCGAAGGACAAGAUCAGGGUAUUGAUGCCGUUUUGCCCGCCCGAGUUAUAAGCAAGGCCAAAUUAAAGUCUAUGCCCCUAAUAGAUCAGCUUAAGGUUAUUCUUAAAGAUGGCAAGAUGUUGUCAUUUGAUGAUGUUAUGUCCAUACUGCAGGACGGAGUAGAUGCUAAUGUAACAAUAGAAAAAGUUUUAAGAACUUUGCCACAAGUUGGAAUCUUAAUACAUGGAAAUUGGGUACCACAAUCAGAGAUUUUGUAUCCAAACGAAAUGUUAUCAAAUGCAAAUGGUGUAAAGUCUGAACUAAUGAUAAGAGGUCGAGAUUAUGUUCUAUUUCGUUUUUCCCGCACAAAAUAUCUAUAUAGACCACAAGUAGUUUUUGCCACACAGUUACCACCUGAAGAGGCGUUGGAGGUGCUGCAGUCCGUGGCAAAAACUAAUUCGGAGAAAAAAUGGGAACUUCUGCUACCGCCUGAUGCACAGUUUGAACAACGCUAUCCCGAUCUAGUGCAACGCCAAGAGAUGGUAUGGCGUGCCACCGAGCAGACAUAUAAUGAAAUGGAUCAUGAAAAAUCUCCCAAAAGGGCCAGAAAAAGAUCACAACGAGAUUCGAAAACAUAUUCUGCCAGUGUUGUCUUAAGUACUGACACAUCAGCUAGUACUUCUUAGUUAUAGUUAUCGACUGGUUUCACAAUACAGCAUAUUUAUUAAGUUCGUUGGAUAAUAUUUAAAAUAUUUUCUAAAAUUUCAUAUGGCAA
This is a messenger RNA of Stomoxys calcitrans (stable fly), 1597 nucleotides long. It is a transcript of the gene Polr3E, whose product is annotated as DNA-directed RNA polymerase III subunit RPC5. Lineage: Eukaryota; Metazoa; Arthropoda; Insecta; Diptera; Muscidae. Gene Ontology annotation, cellular component: nucleus; RNA polymerase III complex. Bases 105 to 1508 code for a protein of 467 amino acids. Gene Ontology annotation, biological process: DNA-templated transcription. The record is from RefSeq and is a predicted model, not a curated record. The transcript is spliced from 3 exons.